Sphenostylis stenocarpa is the source of this 525-nucleotide messenger RNA. The record is from the annotation of a GenBank genome assembly. NCBI's taxonomy places the organism in Eukaryota, Viridiplantae, Streptophyta, Magnoliopsida, Fabales, Fabaceae.
AUGAUCGUCUCCUACCAGUUGGGAGGUGUCAUGCUGGAAUAUGCUUCUGAUCAUGAUAACUUCGCUGCAAGUUGUGUUCAUUUGAUAUGUUUCGGCAGAACUUCAGUUUUGGCAAUGAAGAAGGUUCCCAAGAACAGCUGCAAGUCUGCAUCGCACAGGCUCUUUAAGGACAAGGCGAAGAACCGUGUGGAUGACCUGCAGGUGAUGUUCCUGGAUCUGCAGUUUGCUAGGAAAGAGAGUCGCACGGUUGAUGCGGCAGUGCUUGAGGAGCAAGUUCAUCAAAUGCUUCGCGAGUGGAAGGCCGAGCUUAACGAGCCCUCGCCUGCAUCUUCGUUGCAGCAAGGUGGCAGUCUUGGGUCAUUUUCCACCGAUAUCUGUCGGCUAUUGCAGCUUUGCGAUGAGGAAGAUGAUGCCUCUAGUCCGUUAGCUGCUCCUAAGCCUGAACCUAAUGAUCAGACACUGCAGGCUGGGGAUCUGUGUGGGAGUGAUAUUAGUUAUGCUUCAGAAAUGGUUGAUACUAUUUAA